AAAAGUUAAAAUAGUGAGGACUGAAGACUGAAGAGUUUAGACGAGCGCGCCAUCGCUGCUCCUCUCCCUUCCCGCGAAAAGCCACUCCUCCACCGCCGCAAGGCAACCGGCCGUUCCUUCUCAAUGGCAAUCGACUGCCUUGUCCUGGGGGCAGGGCAGGAAGUGGGCAAGAGCUGCGCGGUCGUCACCAUCAACGGGAAGAGGAUAAUGUUCGACUGCGGGAUGCACAUGGGCUACCUCGACCACCGCCGCUACCCCGACUUCUCCCUCAUCUCCCUUUCCUCCUCAGGCGGCUUCGACAGGGUCCUCGACUGCGUAAUCAUCACCCACUUCCAUUUGGAUCAUGUCGGGGCGCUGCCUUACUUCACUGAGGUCUGCGGCUACAGUGGACCCAUCUACAUGACGUAUCCGACAAAGGCAUUGGCUCCUUUGAUGUUGGAGGAUUAUAGAAAGGUGAUGGUUGAGCGAAGAGGAGAAGAAGAACAAUUCACUUCCGAGCAUAUUGCCAACUGCAUGAAAAAAGUCAUAGCCGUGGACCUGAAGCAAACUAUUCAAGUUGAUAAGGAUCUUCAGAUUCGUGCAUAUUAUGCAGGCCAUGUUAUUGGAGCUGCAAUGUUUUAUGCAAAAGUUGGAGACGCUACUAUGGUAUAUACUGGAGAUUAUAAUAUGACCCCUGAUAGACAUCUUGGAGCAGCUCAAAUUGAUCGGUUAUCACUGGACCUUUUAAUUACUGAGUCAACAUAUGCCACAACAAUACGGGAUUCCAAAUAUGCACGGGAAAGGGAAUUUCUUCAGGCGGUGCACAACUGCAUAGUGGGUGGAGGGAAGGUACUCAUCCCGACAUUUGCCCUAGGAAGGGCACAGGAACUCUGCAUAUUGCUGGAUGACUAUUGGGAGCGUAUGAAUAUAAAGGUCCCUAUAUACUUUGCAGCUGGUUUGACCAUUCAAGCCAAUAUGUACUAUAAAAUGCUUAUCAAUUGGACCAGCCAAAAGGUCAAAGAGACGUAUGCUACUCGUAAUCCAUUUGAUUUCAAAAAUGUCCACAAAUUCGAGCGCUCAAUGAUACAUGCUCCUGGACCUUGUGUUCUUUUUGCUACACCAGGGAUGAUCAGCGGUGGAUUCUCGCUUGAGGUUUUCAAGCACUGGGCGCCUUCAGAACUGAACCUGAUUACAUUGCCUGGGUAUUGUGUGGCUGGAACAAUAGGACAUAAGCUAAUGUCUGGAAGGGCGACCACAAUUGACUUGGACAAGGACACCCGGAUUGACGUCCGAUGCCAGAUUCACCAACUGUCUUUCAGUCCCCACACUGAUUCCAAGGGGAUUAUGGACCUGGCAAAGUUCCUUUCCCCGAAGCACAUAGUACUCGUCCAUGGUGAGAAACCUAAAAUGGCUUCUCUCAAGGCAAAGAUUGAGACGGAGCUGGGAAUUCCAUGCUAUGACCCCUGCAAUAACGAGACCGUGAGUGUUCCCUCAACUCAGUACGUGAAAGCAGAUGCUUCGGAUGCAUUUCUGCGGGCUUGUUCUAGCCCAAACUUCGAGUUUUCAAAGAGACGCCACACGGAAGGUGAAUAUUUGGGCUUGGACGAUCCAGAGUCUAGUCAGUGUUUGCAUGUGAAUGAUGAAAGAGUCAAUCACGGGAUUCUAGUCUUGGAAGGGAGCAAGAGGGUGAAGGUUAUUCAUCAGGAUGAGCUCCUUCACUUGCUGGGAAAAGAGAAGCACGGGAUAGAGUAUGCUUAUUGUUUGCCCUUGAGCUCGAAACAGCUAGCAGAAAACGAAGGCACUGUUCUCCCCUCAGCAACGGUGAGAAGCUUAAAUUUGCUCCGGAGUCUGCUCUUGAGACUCUCAAGCGAACUCCCAGAGGAAAGUAUCCAAGACUUUGGAGAACAAAUUCGAGUUGAGUCGAUUCAAAUCAAAGUCUGUUCGAAGGAUAGUUGUCCUUACAGAGUAAGGGGCUACGGCGAGAAUGACUCAGGAGCAGUGUUCUUCUGCUGCAGGUGGUCAGCAGGAGAUGAGGAGCUUGCAUGGAAAAUAAUUACUGCCAUGGAAUGUCCAGAAUCGAGUUGGAUUGCUCCAGUAACUUCGGCUACUCAUCGGAGCAGGAACUCCGAAGAGGAGGAAGGCUUAAUCGGCUGUCCUUUUUUUGCUGAUGUAGAUUCAACAUUGAAGAUGCAAAAUGAUUCGAUUGAUGUCAUUCAUGAUAUCAUGAACAAAUAUAAAAACGAACGUGAAGAAGGGCAGUUCUGGUUGUCUACAUCAAAAUUCCCGAACGCUGUCUUUCUUCUCUUCACUCUUUUCAUCUACCAUUCAACCAACAAGAACAGAAGCAAAGCGAGAGAAGCUGUUGUUCUCCUCGUCCUCCUCCUCCUUCGUCUUCCCGAAAAGGCUCAAACUUGGAAGCAGGAAAGCCAAGAAAAAGACAAAGGGAAGACAGGAUCUUCACCUCCCACGCUCUCUCCUUCUUCUCCUCUCACUCUCUGCCUCUCUGCGUCUCCCUUUCCCCAUCAAUUUGUACCCUUUAACCCCCUUCAAAGCCCCAACCCCACCCGCCCAAAUUAUGCAAUAGCAGAGUCAAAACCCAUGUCUUCCUCUGCAGCCCGCUCCUCCUCCCCCACCGCCGCUUCCCCUGCCGCAUCAGCAGGGUCGGAGGCCGAGGGGGCCUCCGAUGUCAACGCGCCUCUCCUCACCCCCCGCCAGGGCACCCAAGAACAAUCCGCCUCGCUGGCUGCCCUCCUGGGGCGCGCCACGGGCCGGCGUGGCCCCUCAAUGCUCGUGAGGGAGACAGCCGCCCAGGAGCUCGAGCAGCGGCGGGCCGACUGGGGCUACUCGAGGCCGGUGGUCGCCCUCGACAUGGUGUGGAACGCCGCCUUCGUAGUGGUCUCUAUUAUCAUGCUGGUCUGCACUGUCGACGAGCACCCCAACACCCCAGUUCGGCUCUGGAUUUGCGGAUACGCUGCCCAGUGCCUCGUUCACGUGGUCCUCGUGUGGCUCGAGUAUCGGAGGCGGAAUGCCCAGAGGGUCCAGGAUGAGGAGCGGCAACAGGACCAGACUUAUGCCAAUAACAGCGAUGACGAGGAAGCUGUUGGCGGGUCUGAUCGGCGUUUCAGCCGCUUGACUCAGUCCAGUGCUGCUAAACGCUGCGAAUCAGUGAACACGAUGGCCUCGUUCCUCUGGUGGAUCGUCGGGUUUUACUGGGUAGUUUCAGGUGGCAAUGAUCUUCUCCACAAUGCUCCACGCCUAUACUGGUUGGCAGUGGUAUUUCUGGCAUUUGAUGUGUUCUUUGCCAUCUUUUGUGUUGUUUUGGCAUGUUUGAUUGGAAUCGCUCUUUGUUGCUGCCUCCCCUGCAUUAUAGCCAUUCUUUACGCUGUUGCGGGUCAGGAGGGUGCAUCAGAAGCGGACCUUAGCAUCCUUCCAAAGUACAAGUUUCAGAUAGCGAGCGACAAUGACAAACAAGCUGUUGGGGCAGGGAAGAUGAUUCCUGUGGAAACAAGUAGCGGAUAUUUAGCAAACGAGCGGAUACUGUUAUCCGAGGACGCAGAGUGCUGCAUAUGUCUGAGCCCAUACGAGGAUGGAGUGGAGCUCCGCACGCUCCCCUGCAACCACCACUUCCAUGCCACCUGCAUUGUGAAAUGGCUCAAAAUGAACGCAACCUGCCCUCUCUGCAAGUACAACAUUCUCAAGGGCAAUGAACAGAUAUAACGCAUAAACGCACACAGAAGAAAAUGGGGAGGGAGAGGAGGAAGAUAGUUCCCAACAAAAUUUCCUUCUGUAUGUACAGGACAAGUCGAGCCAAAGGCCUCGGAUAUUCUGAAAAUUUUAUUUAUUAGAGUGUAAUAAGUCGUAUAGCGGUAAUCAGUUGGUCUGUCGGUUUGGUUCAGUGAUUUGAGCUUCAAUGCUGCAUACAUGUUUUGGUUGCUUCUCGUCAGGCUAUCGGGAGUUUCUUGUGCACUUUCUUGCACUUGUAGCUUCAAUUGUUCGGACAGAUGUUUUUCGAAGAAGAGGUCAUUCCAUUUGUUUGGCUGUCUUUUGACCCAUUCAAUUAUUUUUGUACA
Punica granatum (pomegranate) is the source of this 4049-nucleotide messenger RNA. Lineage: Eukaryota; Viridiplantae; Streptophyta; Magnoliopsida; Myrtales; Lythraceae. The record is from RefSeq and is a predicted model, not a curated record.